AUGGUCUUGCUGCUGCUGGUCUCCACUGGGCAGCAACAAGGUGGCAGGAAGGCUUUUCUGAGUGCACUGCUCACCCACAGCUCCAUGUCACUGAUGGCCUGCUCAGAAAUAGCAGUGCCUCCUUUAGCUGCGAUAGUGGCUCACGCCUACAAUUACUUCUCUGGGAGGGAUCAUAUUGCUGACCGCACCCCAGGUGGAGACUCAGAGCUCUGUGGCCACAACUCUGCCGGCGCUGGUGAGGAGCCCCAGCAGGCAAGGGAGAGCGGAGCCAAUGAGCGCCGACCGGGGAGCCCGUCUCCAUUGGAUCGCUUUGCGCAAAAUCCACCCCUGCUCUCUCCUCCCUCCCCUGCAGCCUCUGUUCCCGCACACGCCCCCCUCUCCCCAACGCUCCUCUGUGGCUCCGCUAGGGCUGGUUUCUGUAGGAAAGAGCAGAAGCUGGGGCAGCUGCUCUUAGAGGAGGCGGCUGAGGCGCGUGGAACCCGAAAGGUCCGAGGGCUCCGGGCACCUGCGGCGCGGUCCCGGCCGGCCGUCAGCACCAUGGAGAGCGGCUUCGUGGCCGGGAACGCCAGCAACUGCACUGAUGCCUUCAAACACGCUUCAAGUUGCUCCCCAGCACCUAGUCCCGCUUCCUGGGUCAACUUCUCCCACUUAGAUGGCAACCGGUCAGACCCAUGCGGUCCGAACAGCACCGAGCUGGGUGGGAGCGACAGCCGGUGCCCCUCGACUGGCAGCCCUUCCAUGAUCACGGCUGUCACCAUUAUGGCGCUCUACUCCAUCGUGUGUGUGGUGGGUCUCUUUGGAAACUUCCUGGUCAUGUUUGUGAUUUUCAGAUACACCAAAAUGAAGACUGCCACCAACAUCUAUAUUUUCAAUCUUGCUCUGGCAGAUGCCUUAGCGACCAGUACCCUGCCCUUUCAGAGUGUCAAUUACCUGAUGGGAACAUGGCCCUUUGGAACCAUCCUCUGCAAGAUUGUGAUCUCCAUUGAUUACUACAAUAUGUUCACAAGCAUAUUCACCCUCUGCACCAUGAGUGUUGAUCGCUACAUUGCAGUCUGCCAUCCUGUCAAAGCCCUAGAUUUCCGCACUCCCCGCAAUGCCAAACUUGUCAAUAUCUGCAACUGGAUCCUCUCUUCAGCCAUUGGUCUGCCUGUAAUGUUCAUGGCAACAACAAAGUACAGGCACGGUUCCAUAGAUUGCACACUAACAUUCUCUCAUCCCACUUGGUACUGGGAAAACCUGCUGAAGAUCUGUGUUUUCAUCUUUGCCUUCAUCAUGCCGGUCCUCAUCAUUACCGUGUGUUACGGACUGAUGAUCUUACGGCUCAAGAGUGUCCGGAUGCUCUCUGGCUCCAAAGAAAAGGACAGGAACUUGAGAAGAAUCACCCGGAUGGUGCUGGUGGUCGUGGCGGUGUUCAUUGUCUGCUGGACGCCCAUCCACAUCUACGUCAUCAUUAAAGCCUUGAUCACCAUCCCAGAAACUACUUUCCAGACUGUUUCCUGGCACUUCUGCAUUGCUCUGGGUUACACAAACAGCUGCCUGAACCCAGUCCUUUAUGCAUUUCUGGAUGAAAACUUCAAGCGAUGCUUCAGAGAGUUCUGUAUCCCAACUUCGUCCACCAUUGAGCAACAAAACUCCACUCGAAUUCGCCAGAACACGAGAGACCACCCCUCCACGGCCAACACGGUGGACAGGACGAACCAUCAGGUACGCAGCUUCUAG
Molecule: messenger RNA, 1719 nt
Organism: Talpa occidentalis (Iberian mole)
Lineage: Eukaryota; Metazoa; Chordata; Mammalia; Eulipotyphla; Talpidae
Gene: OPRM1
Product: opioid receptor mu 1
Biological process (GO): sensory perception of pain; G protein-coupled opioid receptor signaling pathway; neuropeptide signaling pathway
Cellular component (GO): neuron projection; membrane
Molecular function (GO): beta-endorphin receptor activity; neuropeptide binding; G-protein beta-subunit binding
Source: RefSeq, a predicted model, not a curated record